CCAAGAACAACAUAAUCCAAUGGGCUACCAUUCCUCUAAGAUGAGGUAUGGCUUGGUUUUGUCUGUUAGAUGGAAAAAUAAUGUGAAACCUUAUCAUUGAAUAUAGAUGGAGUGCUAUAUAUAGUGACCCUCCAGAAAGCAAAGUUCAAGCGAAGCGAUAGCUUUAAGCUAAUUAUAUUAGCAAUUAUUUUCAGCAAUGGCUUCCUCAGUUAUGUCCUCAGCAGCUGUUGCCACCGGCGCCAAUGCUGCUCAAGCCAGCAUGGUUGCACCUUUCACUGGCCUCAAAUCCGCCGCCUCCUUCCCAGUUUCAAGAAGGUCUAACCUUGACAUUACCUCCAUUGCUAGCAACGGUGGAAGAGUCCAAUGCAUGCAGGUGUGGCCACCAAUUAACAUGAAGAAGUACGAGACUCUGUCAUACCUUCCUGACUUGUCUGACGAGCAAUUGCUCAAGGAGAUUGAGUACCUUUUGAAAAAUGGAUGGGUUCCUUGCUUGGAAUUUGAGACCGAGCACGGAUUCGUGUACCGUGAGAAUAACAAGUCACCAGGAUACUACGAUGGUAGAUACUGGACCAUGUGGAAGUUGCCCAUGUUCGGGUGCACUGAUGCUACCCAAGUCUUGGCUGAGGUCGGAGAGGCAAAAAAGGCUUACCCACAAACCUGGAUCCGUAUCAUCGGAUUCGACAACGUUCGUCAAGUGCAAUGUAUCAGUUUCAUCGCCUACAAGCCUGAAGGCUACUAAAAUCUCCAUUUUUAAUACAACUGACCCUAUGUAUUUAGGGGAAGCUCGUUUGAGUCCUCCUUACAUAUUUCCCCAGUGGAACUUUAUUUAUUCUCCUUCUUUCUAUUCAGAGAAGGGGAGCCUCGGUGUUACUGGUAAAGUUGUUGCCAUGUGACCAGGAGGUCAUGGGUUCGAGCCGUGGAAACAGCCUCUUGCAGAAAUAUAAGGUAAGGCUGCGUACAAUAGACCCUUGUGGUCCGGCCUUCCCCGGACCCCGAGCAUAGCGGGAGCUUAGUGCAACGGGCUGCCAUUUUCUUUCUUUCUAUUCACUGUAUGAAUUCCAAUU
This is a messenger RNA of Lycium barbarum (goji berry), 1064 nucleotides long. Its product is annotated as ribulose bisphosphate carboxylase small subunit, chloroplastic 3-like. NCBI's taxonomy places the organism in Eukaryota, Viridiplantae, Streptophyta, Magnoliopsida, Solanales, Solanaceae. The coding region runs from base 197 to 739 and encodes 180 amino acids. The record is from RefSeq and is a predicted model, not a curated record. The transcript is spliced from 3 exons.